Messenger RNA from Maylandia zebra (zebra mbuna), 2094 nucleotides. Its product is annotated as extracellular calcium-sensing receptor-like. The record is from RefSeq and is a predicted model, not a curated record. NCBI's taxonomy places the organism in Eukaryota, Metazoa, Chordata, Actinopteri, Cichliformes, Cichlidae. Gene Ontology annotation, cellular component: plasma membrane. Gene Ontology annotation, biological process: G protein-coupled receptor signaling pathway. Gene Ontology annotation, molecular function: G protein-coupled receptor activity.
AUGAUCGGAGGAAUCUUCCCAAUUUUGAUCAAAGAAAUACUCAGCACUUCUACAUUUGAUAAGGAGCUGCCUAAAGUGCAGUGUGAAGGGUUUGACCUGAGAGUUUUUCGAUGGACACAGGCAAUGAUAUUUGCCAUUGAAGAAAUCAACAACGAUCCUGCUCUGCUUCCAAACAUAUCUCUUGGCUAUAGGAUCCUUAACUCUUGUGCAUCUCCAACAAAUGCUUUACGUGCUGCACUAACGCUGGCUAGUGGAGUAGAGGAGGUAGAUGUAUCUUCUCAUUGCCCUCCAGCUAUAUCUGCUCUCAUAGCAGAAUCUGGGUCAUCUCAGUCAAUAGCUGUGGCUGGAAUUCUUGGACCAUUUCAUAUGCCAAUAAUCAGCUACUUCUCAACGUGUGCUUGUCUGAGUGACAGAACUAAAUAUCCUACAUUUUUUAGAACAAUCCCCAGCGACUAUUUCCAGGCAAAAGCUUUGGCCGCACUGGUCAAACAUUUUGGAUGGCAGUGGAUUGGAGCCAUACAGUCAGACAAUGAUUAUGGACGUAAUGGAAUUCUUGCUUUUAAAGAGGAGGUUGAAAAAUUUGGGAUUUGCAUUGCUUUUGUGGGUACAAUUCUACGUACAUACACUAAAGACAGAUUUUUGAAAGUUGUGGAAAUAAUAAAACAGUCAACUGUCAAAGUAAUUUUGGCUUUUGUACCUGAAGGUGACUUUUAUCCUUUGAUGAAAGAAAUUGUGAACCAGAACAUUACAGGAAUUCAGUGGAUCGCAAGUGAGGCCUGGAUAACAGCAUCUCGACCAUCCACACCUGAAAUAUACACAGCUUUUGGUGGCGCCCUCGGAUUUGUUGUGCAGAAGAUGGCUAUUCCAAAUUUCAAACACUUUCUUACAAGUAUUAGUCCUUAUACAGAUCCACAUGCACCUUUCGUGAAGGAUUUCUGGGAGAUUAUCGUCAGUAAAAGCUUACAAAGGGUGAAUUUCACAAAUCAGUUUGGGGAUGAGGUGUUUUUUGAUGAGAAUGGCGAUCCUCCUGCUUCUUAUGAUAUCAUUAACUGGCAGUUGAUAAAUGGAAAAGUCCCCACAUCACUGUGUUCUAAUAUUUGCCCAUCUGGUACCAGAAAAGCUCAGAUUAAUGGAAAACCAAUUUGUUGUUUUCACUGUGUAUCCUGUGCUGAUGGAACUAUAGCCAACUCAACAGCAGACUGCACACCUUGUCCAAAGGAAUACUGGUCCAAUGAGAGAAAAGAUGAUUGCAUUCCUAGAACUAUUGAGUUCCUGAAAUAUCAUGAGCCCAUGGGAAUAGCUCUAACACUUGUAUCCCUGUUAGGGGCCUCUCUCUCCUUGGCGACAAUGGUGGUUUUUAUCAACUACAGAGAAACUCCUGUGAUAAAAGCCAGCAACUUUGAGCUGAGCUCUUUCUUAUUGUUUUCUCUUUUUCUGUGUUUUCUCUGUCCUCUCACUUUCAUUGGUAUGCCAACAGUCUGGACAUGCAUGCUGCGCCACACCACUUUUGGUGUGACAUUUGCCCUUUGCAUUUCCUGUGUCUUGGGAAAAACCAUUGUUGUUGUCACAGCCUUCAAAGCCACAUUUCCUGGCAAUAAAAUUACUGGACAGUUUGGUCACGCACAACAAAGAAUCAUUGUUUGCUCCUGCACUUUGAUUCAACUAAUAACAUGUGUGUUGUGGCUGACUUUAAGCCCACCUUACCCACAUACGUUGUUCACAUACAGCAAUAGGAUGAUUGUUCUGGAAUGUAACACAGGCUCUGAGUUUGCUUUUUAUGCAGUGUUGGGAUACAUAGGGAUCCUUGCAAUCAUUUGUUUGAUCCUGGCAUUUAUGGCAAGAAAACUUCCUGAUAAUUUCAAUGAAGCCAAAUUGAUCACAUUCAGCCUGCUGAUAUUCUGUGCUGUGUGGAUUACCUUCAUCCCAGCAUACAUCAGCUCUCCUGGAAAGUUCACUGUAGCUGUGGAAAUAUUUGCAAUUUUGUCUUCAGCAUUUGGCUUAUUAAUUUGUAUUUUUGCACCCAAGUGUUACAUAAUAUUUCUUAAGCCAGAAAAAAAUACCAAGAAAUGGGUUAUGGGAAAAAUUAUAAAGUAA